CGCCGGCGCUGAUCGCCGCGCAUGGACCACGGUAGCGAGGUACGUACUACGAAUGUUGGAUAUUACACCUUCGGUGGUUGAUAAAAGCUCGAUCAAUCCAGAGUCGGCGCCGUUGAUCGCGUCGAGAAGUUUAUAAACGUGAAUCGAAAGUUCCACCGUGACGAAAUUCUAAAGGCAUGUGCGCGAUAACUUCAGUGGGAUGCCUGGAAAAAUUGCUGCGAUCGCAUCGGUUGCGCUGAAAAGAGGACUUGUGCAUCUUCAUCUGUUCUUGAACAUUUCUUGUGCCGAGCGAGGAUCAACGAGAGGCGAAUACAAGAGACACGGAAGGACGCUUUUCCACUCCCUGUGGAAGAUAGCAAGACGCGAAGCCGAGUUCCUCGCGAAUCCGCUCCUGGCGCGUUCCCCGCCAGAAGCGCGAAAUCGUUCGGAAAUGAAUUCGAGGUGCCAAGCGCGCGAUAUACGAGCGACACGUGUCUGAGGAAAACAACUUUUUGUCGGCGUCCAUCGACGAAGGACUUUCUGCUGUACGACAAAGCGAAGUACGAUAACGUGCCUUCACAACGGCGCGUCUUCGUGCGUUGACUGCGACGAACGCGUUGCGCGGGCGAGAAGGCAACCGUUAUAAAAACCGAAUGAAUCGGCACUGGGCUCUGAUUGGCUGUCGCCGGCACUUACCCCGAAAACCUGCCCAUAUUCCAGGAAACCGAAGGGGACCGCGCUCCCGCGCCCACCCGCGACCCUCGGGUUCUCCCCUUUUACUUAUGCUGUCGCCGCCAUACUUUGUUUACAACGCGCGCCGCUAUCGUUCGCUCACUCGCUCGCUCUCGCCCGCCGAUUACAACGGCGGUUUACAGCGCUGCCGCCAAUCGAGUUGGACGGCAGCAGCGGCGAGGACGAGGACCAGACCCGGGACGAGAGCGAGAAAGGACAUCGGGAGCAGGACACGGCCCCGCGACGCACCGCCACGUCUCGAUAUACUAUCGACAGUGUCGUCGUCGUCGUGCAGUGUCGCGACGUGGGUGAGGUAGGCGGAGGCGGUGGUGGACGCACUUGUUGCAUAAGAUGAGACCCGACGAGGUGGUCCAGAGCGAACGGCGGGCGGCGGAGACGAUGUCGGAGACAUCGGAAGGCACCGCGACCACCAGUGUUUCUGGCAAAUCCGGCUUCGAAAGCCGUGAGGAGAUGGGUGACCUCGCGGCCUUGCUGGGCAUCAAUGAUCCCGAGGACCUGCAUCAAGAGCGAUUCCGCGUAGACCGUCGCAAACUGGAGCAAAUGCUGCUCGGUGAAGUCAAACCGGCGGAUACGUUCUUCCAUAGCGUUAUGGAGGAAACGAAUACCUUCGUUACGUGGCCGUCGCGACUGAAGAUCGGGGCGAAGUCGAAGAAAGAUCCGCACAUAAAGGUCGCAGGACGACUAGAUGACGUACGAUCGGCGAAAGAGAAGAUAAUGGAAAUUUUAGACACACGGCAAAGUAACAGGGUGACCAUGAAGCUGGACGUCAGUUACACCGACCAUUCGCACAUCAUCGGUAAGGGCGGUCUGACGAUCAAGCGGGUGAUGGAGGAAACCGGCUGCCACAUCCACUUCCCUGACAGUAACCGCAGCAAUCAUCAGGACAAGAGCAAUCAGGUUUCCAUCGCUGGCGAGAUGGAGGGCGUCGAACGCGCCCGCGCUCGUGUCAGGAACCUGACGCCUCUGAUCUUCUCGUUCGAGCUGCCCAUUAUGGGCGCGUCGCAGAGCACUCCGGAUUGCACCUCGCCGUACGUGGUGAAGAUACAGGAAAAGUACAACGUGCAAGUAAUGUUUCGCACGAGACCGAAGCUGCACGCCACUCUGGUAGUCGUCAAAGGCUGCGAAUGGGAGGUUUCCCAGGUCAAGGAGGCGACGGUUCUGCUGAUUCGUUACAUGUGCAAAAACUUAGCUAGUCAAAUUCAAGUACAAAUGUCGAUGGAGAUCUCACCCCAACAUCACAGCAUCGUAUUAGGGAAGCAGAGCAGCAACCUAAAGAUGAUCAUGCAGCGUACCGCCACGCAGAUCAUGUUUCCGGAUGCCGGCGAUCCGAAUAUACCCAGCCUCAAAAAGAGCAACGUCACCAUCACUGGCGCCAUACACAAUGUUUACUUGGCUCGACAACAGUUAGUGGGUUCAUUACCGUUGGUACUGAUGUUCGAUCUUCCGGAGGACUCUGUAUCCGCCUCCGUCGACACCGAAAAGAUCUCCCAACUCAUGCAGUCCCUGGACGUGUUCAUCAACAUCCGUCACAAGCCGAAGCAGAGUACACUCUCGGUGAUCAUUAAGGGUAUCGAGAGAAAUGCCGGCAACAUUUACGAGGCGCGGAAGCAGCUGCUCGGGCUGGACGAGCCCAGGGUCCACGCCGAGAUACCGGCCACUUACCACAUUCCAAACGCCGGCAGUAUCUUCCAAGGCAAUUCCAACAACGACAUCAGCUCCGGUAAUCUGAUGAGCGGCGGAGUGCCGGAUAACUUCUCGAGCAUGUUGACCAUAAACACGCAGAAUUCGCAGUACUGCGUGUCGCCCAUUCCUCAUUCGCCGAAUCCUAUGGGGCUCUCGCCGCAUUGGGGUCUCCCUCAUCUUCCGUCCGUGUUCUCGCCGCUGGGAACACACCACCCGUACCCGUACACUCACUUGAACCAUCUAUUGACGACACAACAUAUGCUGCACAACAAUAUGAUGCCUCAUCCUCACGGUAUGUCGAAUCACGUGAUGCCCGGCCUCGGGCCGUUUCACCACAACGCGUCGACCAACUUCCCUGGUAUCCACGGUCUGAAUACUAAUUCGCUAACGGACAGCAAAGAGGGUAGCAGUGCUUACUCGUCACUAAGUAGCGUUUCUAGCUCUCUAUCUAGUCCCGCUAUCAGUCCUCGCAAUAUUUCGCCAGUUAAUCCUACAGAUGCUAGUCCUAACUUAGCGGAUUUAUCCAGCAUGCUGUCCGAUUUAUCGGUCACCGACCGACGCGCACCAGGUUGCGAAAAGAAGACUUUGGAGAUGGCCGCGCAGCAGAAUCUCACGCCCUUCGACUACGAGCAAAAGAAGCUGCUGGCUGCGAAGGCGAUGCAGAACAAGCCGAGCAGCAGCGAUUACCGCGUGCCGACUUCCGCCUGGUCCGGUUACGGCCUCAGCCAAAGUAUUCCGCCUAUAACUACGAGUGAUUUGAGCAAGGAGCUGACGUCACAUCCUUCGGACUUGUGGAAAGAGCCGACCACGCCGGUGUUCAGUACCGAGAUGGAUUUCGGUAUUAUCUCGAGCAAGGACCGCGUUGGACAGAUCGGCAUGGCCUCCAACUACAUGGACCACACGCCGACCUCCCACUUGAACAAGAUCACGUCCCAUCGCUACAACGAUCUAGCCAGCAUGUUGACCAGCAUCGGCUUGGAGAAAUAUAUCCGCCUGUUCACGUCUCACGAAGUGGACAUGGCUACGUUCCCUUCUCUCACGGAGAAGGACCUUUGCGAAAUCGGAAUUACCGCUUGGGGCGCGAGGCGCAAGAUAAUGCUCUUGAUAUCCGAGAUGAACAAGCGUACCGUCAGUCCGUUCUCCGGGAGCGCUGCGCCCGGCGCCGAACGGAAGGCGUCCACGUCGUCGGUGUCGACAUCGUCGAUCGGCAAAUGUAAUCUGGAUACGAAAUGGUAGGAGAGCGAGAGAGAGAAAGAGAGAGAGUCGAAAAGAGAGAGGAUCGCGCAGCACACUCGUUCGGCGCAUCGCUCUGAACGCGAUGGUAUAUCUCGGCGCUCUCGCGGACGGUCGGAGGAUGAUGUCGCGCGAUAACGACAAGCUCGAUCAAAAUGAUCAAUUAAGUAUGUACUUAAUAGAAUCGCCGAUCGCGCCGAAUCAACGGGACGAUGCACGGAGCGAAGGAGAGAAGCGUCAGGGUAGAGCGUCAUGCGCUAACCUGACCGAUCGGAUGAUUAGCGGAUAGAUUUGCAUGUUGAUUUGAAGUUUCUUAGGUAACGGGAGAAGAUAGCCGGAUUUCGUUUUUGUGGCCGGGAACUGGUUGUAUCCUUUUUUUUUUCUCAAUUUUUUUUCUCGCUGUUCUCGGCACGUGCCCGGAAGGUGCCUUAGAUUUAGGAUAGAUAAGUGGUUACUACUUUCGUUACUUAUACGCUAUUUCUGUUUGCUGGUGAUCCUUGUCCAGCCGAUGAACACGUGGUAUGCGCGACGCGUGUUUCGUCACGAUAAUCGCUUGUCGUUGAUAAAAUUCCUAUUGAUCCACCUCGGGCCCGGCGAUUAUCAUGCUUGCGAAACGCCGGCGCGUAUGUCUGUAUGUCUAUCGCGUUCGUUGUAUCGUGUCUACGUGUGUAUGCGUGUGUGUGUAUGUGGUUUGCUCGAUGACCGAUUGAUUUAUAUGUGUGUGAUCAAGUGUGUGCACGUGGGUGCGUGUAUGAAAGAAUAGUCGGGCAAGAGUGUUUUUGAGUGAAUUAGUAUCAGCGCGCGAUGGCGAAAUUUAAUGAAAUGCGAUGGGCGAGGGAUGUCCCGUGUGUUCAGCGGCCUUUCGUCCUAGCAAAAUUCACAUAUUUAAUUCAGACUAAGCUCGAAAGCAACCGACCAAGCGGCCGCAUAUCGAUUUAGCCGCACACGACGAAUUCGUAUCGUUGAUUAAAAACGCCGAAAGCGAGCAAAUGGACAUGAAUAUCUCGGGAUAUUCUGCCCGGUAAAUUUAGCACUGGCGCCGCGUGCACGAAGGCACCCUCGAUAAAUUACUACUCGCCGAAAGUCAAAUUGAUACGAUAAAUUUUGAAAAUGCUUUGUAACAAUAAUGAAUCAACGAUUCGAUUUCAUCGCGCAUCGUCAACGCGCUGUUACGGCUCGAACGAAUACACGAGCCUCUGCACGGCUGCGAUUUCGAGUUUUA
This is a messenger RNA of Dinoponera quadriceps, 4870 nucleotides long. It is a transcript of the gene BicC, whose product is annotated as protein bicaudal C homolog 1-B. Lineage: Eukaryota; Metazoa; Arthropoda; Insecta; Hymenoptera; Formicidae. The coding region runs from base 1063 to 3651 and encodes 862 amino acids. The transcript is spliced from 16 exons. The record is from RefSeq and is a predicted model, not a curated record. Gene Ontology annotation, cellular component: cytoplasm. Gene Ontology annotation, molecular function: protein binding; RNA binding.